Molecule: messenger RNA, 1644 nt
Organism: Arvicanthis niloticus (Nile rat)
Lineage: Eukaryota; Metazoa; Chordata; Mammalia; Rodentia; Muridae
Source: RefSeq, a predicted model, not a curated record
CCCUCUUUGACUGUUUGUGCUUACUUUUCGCUUUACUAGUAAAGCCUAAAACAUGUCUGAGACCGCUCCGGCUGCUCCUGCUGCUCCUGCACCUGUGGAGAAGACACCUGUGAAGAAGAAGGCGAAGAAGACCGGCGCCGCUGCUGGGAAGCGCAAGGCGUCCGGGCCCCCGGUCUCCGAGCUGAUCACCAAGGCUGUGGGCGCCUCCAAAGAGCGCAGCGGCGUGUCCCUGGCAGCGCUCAAGAAGGCGCUGGCGGCCGCGGGGUACGAUGUGGAGAAGAACAACAGCCGCAUCAAGCUCGGCCUCAAGAGCUUGGUGAGCAAGGGUACCCUGGUGCAAACCAAGGGCACCGGCGCCUCCGGCUCCUUCAAACUCAACAAGAAGGCGGCUUCCGGCGAGGCUAAGCCCAAGACCAAGAAGGCAGGCGCGGCCAAGGCAAAGAAGCCUGCGGGCGCAGCCAAGAAGCCCAAGAAGGCGACUGGUGCCGCCACACCCAAAAAGGCGGCCAAGAAGACCCCGAAGAAGGUGAAGAAACCAGCGGCGGCUGCCGGCGCCAAGAAAGUUUCCAAGAGCCCAAAGAAGGUGAAGGCUGCUAAGCCCAAGAAGGCAGCCAAGAGUCCAGCCAAGGCCAAGGCUCCCAAAGCUAAGGCUGCCAAGCCUAAGGCGUCUAAGCCAAAGGCCACCAAGGCAAAGAAGGCCGCCCCUCGCAAGAAGUAGAGUGGCGCGUUCUGCUUGGAAAAAUCUCAAACGGCUCUUUUCAGAGCCACCCACUGAUCUCAUUCAAAAGAGCUGAGCUGAGCUUUAUCUGGUAAAGGUGUUUAGUUUUUCCAUGGUAUGUCAGCUGACACUGGCUGUGGUCUGGAGCACAGUUCAUUCUGCGCUUUUUGUGGGUGGCGUGGGAGAUUCUGGAGAUUCUGUUAAAUUGGGUAGGCUGAGUCGUUUCAGCUCCAUUUUUGGCUCCUAGCUGACGCUUUUGUGUCCUCUGAAUAGGUAUUAUGAGCUGAGCUUCUUGGCGGAAAGUUUUAGUUUCUGUCACCUAGGCGUGGUAAUGCACAGGCAUCUCUUGCAAGCCAACCAGACAAUAGUGGCUACAGGCUGGAGCUGAGUUUUUAAGUUUUACUUUCCAAUCCGUCUACAGACCGUGGUUUUGAGAAUUAGCCAAUCAAGCCGUUCUUUCAGUCAUGGGUACGAAACGUUACACCAAUCAGAGAUUGUGAUGUUAAGACUCAGAACUGGGACGCUGGCAUUUUUUUUUUGUGUCCCCGCCCCUUUGCUCACUUCAGAGCUCUGGAAUUCUGUCCUUAAGAGUCAGCCUGUUUUAUUUUUUCAUAUUUUUGUGUUUGCCGAGAAAUUACAAGAGCUCCGAUUUCCCAAAUAGUCACCCUCGUUUAGGGACUGAUACCAUUGUCACUUUAAGUGUGGAAGCUUUUCUAAUACCCUAGUGCUUAAGUUUUAGUAAAGAAAUCGAACUCCCAUUAACAGUUAUGCACAUUUCUUCCUCAUACAUUUUUCUGAGCUUAUCUGUUCUCCCUUAUUUGGUCAGUAGACCAGUAGUAGGGUGAGAACGUGAAAGAAAAACCAUUUUUGGAAGGUUUGGUUCUCAGCUUCUUAAAUUUGGGCAAACAACAAACACAUAAACAAAA